Messenger RNA from Diuraphis noxia (Russian wheat aphid), 396 nucleotides. Its product is annotated as cytochrome P450 6B1-like. The record is from RefSeq and is a predicted model, not a curated record. Lineage: Eukaryota; Metazoa; Arthropoda; Insecta; Hemiptera; Aphididae.
AUGAGUGAAAUACAGUCGAAACUGCGCACUAGAAUACAUACAUAUUCAAACGUGAAUGUUGUAAAACACGGACUUUUAAAAAACUAUAAAAUAACAAUAUUUCUUGAUUCACGUGGCUAAACCGUGGCUAAAGCUUACGACAUGUUCGACGUGAUUUCGAGUUUUAUCAUCGGACUGAUAAGCUACGUGUACAUAUUGUACGCGGCGGUCUUUGUGUCGAUCGCCUACUACUUUUCGACGUCCACACACGAUAAAUGGCGCAAACUCAACGUGCCCUACAUCAAACCCUUACCGCUGUUUGGCAAUUCGAUGAAAAUGGUCUUGUCCAAGGAGCACCCGUUAGACUUUUUCUCGGGCGUUUACAACCGAUUUCCAGACGAACAGAUUUGUGGAUUU